Syzygium oleosum is the source of this 1746-nucleotide messenger RNA. Its product is annotated as cytochrome P450 71AU50-like. The transcript has 2 exons. NCBI's taxonomy places the organism in Eukaryota, Viridiplantae, Streptophyta, Magnoliopsida, Myrtales, Myrtaceae. Gene Ontology annotation, molecular function: monooxygenase activity; iron ion binding; heme binding. The record is from RefSeq and is a predicted model, not a curated record. The coding region runs from base 64 to 1566 and encodes 500 amino acids.
AUCUAUAUAUGCAAUGAAAUCAUCUCCAUCUUCACCACCACUUCCUUCCAAAUAGCCACCUCAAUGGCCUGGAUAUGGAUAACACUUGCCUUUGCAUUGAUUGCUCAUUUCGUAUUGCGAGCUUUGCUAUGGAAAACACGGAGCAAGAAGAGAUUACCUCCUGGUCCAAGAGGGUUUCCGAUUCUUGGAAACCUCCCUUGGUUAGGACAAAACCCUCACCAUGAUCUUCACAAGUUAGCUCAAAAUUAUGGACCCCUCAUGUACUUGCGCCUCGGGUUCGUGCCCACAAUCGUCAUCUCAUCACCCGAAGUGGCCGAGCAAUUCCUCAAGACCCAUGAUCUUGUCUUCGCGAGCAGGCCGCCUAAUGAGGCCUCAAAGCACAUCUCUUAUGAGCAAAGGAGCUUGGCAUUUGCACCGUACGGUCCGUAUUGGAGGAACAUCAGAAAGAUGUGCACUUUGGAGCUCCUUAGCAAUGCAAAAGUUAAUUCGUUCAAGUCCAUGAGAAGAGAGGAGGUCGGCUUGUUUGUGAGUUUUCUCAAAGAUGCGUCUCACAACCACACGGCCAUCGACUUGAGCGCGAAGAUCUCGUCACUAAGUGCCGAUAUGAGUUGUCGGAUGGUCUUCGGGAAGAAGUAUAUGGACAAGGAGUUUGACGAGAGAGGGUUCAAGGCCGUGAUUCAAGAAGGGAUGGUGUUGGCCGCGAUACCAAACAUCGGUGACUAUGUUCCUUAUUUAGCAUCAUUUGAUCUUCAGGGGUUGACGAAGCGCAUGAAAGCCGUGAGCAAAGUGUUUGAUGCCUUCUUUGAGAAGAUUAUUGACGAGCACUUGAAGUCUAAGAAAGAGGAAGGAGAGAGCAAAGAUUUUGUUGAUGUCAUGUUGGGUUUCAUGGGAUCGAACGAGGGAGAGUACCAUAUCGACCGGCCCCAUAUCAAAGCCGUAAUUCUGGACAUGUUGUCGGGUUCGAUGGACACUUCAGCGACAGCAAUAGAGUGGGCAAUCGCCGAACUUAUAAAACAUCCUAAUGCAAUGAGAAAGCUCCAAGAUGAACUAGAGAGAGCAGUGGGACUGAAUAGAGCAGUGGAGGAAUCAGAUGUAGAGGGCUUGGACUACUUAGACAUGGUCAUCAAGGAGACCAUGAGACUUCACCCGGUGGCUCCACUUUUGCUUCCCCAUGAGGCAACCGAGGACUGCACAGUGAACGGCUUCCACAUACCACGCAAGUCAAGGGUCAUCGUGAAUGUGUGGUCCAUCGGAAGGGACCCGAAAGUGUGGACCACUCACGACCCGAAAGAGUUCGUGCCUAAAAGGUUCUUAGGGUCGAGCGUGGACGUUAAGGGUCGUGAUUUUCAGCUCUUGCCGUUUGGGGCGGGCCGUCGAGGGUGCCCCGGGAUGCAGCUUGGCUUGACCGUGGUGCGGUUUGUGCUUGCUCAGCUCGUACACUGCUUUGACUGGGACCUUCCUGGCGGCAUGUUACCAAGCGAGCUUGACAUGACCGAGGAGUUCGGGCUCACUACUCCUAGAGCCAAGCAUCUGGUGGUUACACCUAGGUACCGUUUGCACGAGUAAAAGAGAGUUAACUUAUCAAUGAAUGAUUGAGUUCCCAAAAAUAAGUAUGAUGUUAUCAGGAAGUCUCGUGGUGUUAGUUUUAAUACCUAAUGGAUUGCCUAUUGAUUUGUAAUGUAGUAUUGGCUUGAUUUUCCAAGUCUCAUUUUCCUCUGAAUGAAAUUCAAAUAAAGGAUUUUGAGA